AUGCAAACUUAAUUUAUCGCUGAAGCAAACCAACUUCCACUUUCCAAAAACAAACAAACUCUGGAAAAUGCAGUAAACCCUGUAGAUUCCAGAAGAAAUUUAAGAGAAAGAAGAAAAUUUAAUUUUCGAGAAUUCAAACCUGUUGCUUUGAUACAAUGUAAGAUCCUUUCGUAUAUAACUUUUAGCAUCUUAAUAGAGAGUCAAUAUAAACGUUCUUUUUAAUUUUUGA
This is a messenger RNA of Paramecium octaurelia, 229 nucleotides long. The record is from the annotation of a GenBank genome assembly. NCBI's taxonomy places the organism in Eukaryota, Ciliophora, Oligohymenophorea, Peniculida, Parameciidae.